Branchiostoma belcheri (Belcher's lancelet) is the source of this 2295-nucleotide messenger RNA. RefSeq lists its product as uncharacterized. The record is from RefSeq and is a predicted model, not a curated record. The transcript is spliced from 2 exons. NCBI's taxonomy places the organism in Eukaryota, Metazoa, Chordata, Leptocardii, Amphioxiformes, Branchiostomatidae. The coding region runs from base 237 to 974 and encodes 245 amino acids.
UGUAUCGUAUCGGUCGAGGCUAAUUCACCUUCACUGUAAAAUAUGCCCCAGGCGAAGGUUUUAUGGUUUAGCUGUCAUCGCUGCGCGCAGAGGAGGGGAGGUGCCGGGCUGGGUCUGGACAAACGUUUCAAUUUUACACGAUGUUUUCAAGGAUUUCGGCGGCUAGGUGAGACAGAUGUGGGACAUUUCUUAAAAUCAGGUAAUCCCACGUGAGAGAUAACGGGCGCCUGUCAGCCAUGGAUUGCUGGGGAACAAAGAAGCUGCUGUGCCGGGUUUUCAUCCUUUUGUUGUGGAAUCUAUCAAUUACCUCAGAGGAGCAGAGGACUCCCUCUGUGAUUUACAGUAAGAACGUCACAGUAUCGAUGUCUCUAUUGCAUCCGAAGAAAAGUCCGAAGGGAAUAGGCGGCCAUCAUGGCGACGGCGAAAACGUCACGGAAAUCAUCUCUGGCAGUGGUGACAUCAUUUCCGGUAGCGGUGACUUUGACGGCAUCCAAACGCUUUCUGGAAGAUUAAAGCUGAAUGGCGAGGGUUUAUUCGAUGGUUACAUCGAACCAGAAGAAGUAGAAAAAGAUAGAAAUCGAAAACAACGAGCUAUCGAUGACGACUCUGAUGGCGAAUCUGGUAAACUGCACGUUGUCAGCUGUAAGAUGGACAUUACAUGCGAUCCCGCAGAUCCUACAGGACUUUGCAACUGUGAUAAUGAAGUCCAAGAGUACGGGGAAUCCCGCUGUGUCAUCCCAAAAGCACGCAUCAGUCACAUUUCUAGGACAGACGGCAGAAGAUUGAACCUCUUCUGCGUGGGAUUGUCACUCGACAUCAAAGAGGCCGAUGGUUCGAAUGAGCUUCAGGCAGAAUGCCAACUCUUAGGAGGCGAUAAUGAUGUUCAAUACAGAGUUUUUGUCACCAAAAACAUAGAAUUCGACGAGAAAGAAGGAGAAAGAGUUAAAUUUAGGGCUUGCUUAGAACCUAUAUAAAUGUAAUAGAAUACCCAUUAUAAUGUCAUUUUGUAAAUUCAUGUAUGUGGUACAAAAAGAAAGUUUUGUCAAUAUUCACAUCAGAUCAAUGGUCAUGGGUGGGCGUUGGUCUCACCGUGGGCUAAGGGUGUUCGCUUAUAUGUAGUGAACCAAUGGAUGUCUGUCGUUGAAGACAGCAGAGGAAAUCUUUGUCUGGACCCUUAGUCAUGCAGUGGAAGCACGAUAGAUGGUAAAUUCUGCAGUAUUCCGUCUAAAGAUAUUGUAGAAGCCAUGCAAAUUUCAAAUGGUGACGCCUGAACGUCAAGUGUAAUUCUGCAAACAUUGACUUAUAACACAUUCACCGACAUUGUACAAACUGAUCUGGAUGAACUAAAAUACGGGUUCAUGUCUCUUUCGUUUUGCCGUCAUGCUUGACAUCUACGCUUAUCAACCCCAAAGUUUGCUGAAAUCUGUAAGGUCUGCAGCCUACAUAAAAGAGGAUCAUUUGUGUAAGAUUGGGACCAUGGGCCAUGGUACAAUCUGCCAAAUAUUAACAGAUUGCCACCAUUUUUUUUAUUGAUGAAAUGACAGUAGUUUCUACCAGUGUUGUGAACCUUCUCUAAGAUAUUACCAUCGAAACAAAAUUUGGACGGGAAGGCAUUCGUUUAUAGUUAACUGACAGGCAAAUUGCUUCAUGUUCAUCUGUAACUAGUUGACUAACAAAGCAUCGACACAGUCACACCUUUCUGUCUUCGCUUCUGUUUUUCAGUAGUCACAACCUGAAGAUCUAUUUACGUGGCCCUUGCUUAGAUAGACACAUAUUUUUGUACUCUUGCUUAUUGUAACGUGGCACAGCUAACCAAAGUUUAUCGGCCUACAUUUUCUCAGGGCUAAUACAUAAUAUAUAUGUCUUAAAGCUUGUGAAGUAAAGGCAGAAACAGAAAUUUAACAGAACUGGUCUACGGUAGAAACGUUCCGAAAUAAAAAAUUUGAGACAUAAUAUUUGAUGCCUCUCCAGAUGUCAACAUGAUAUAGCCAUUGAUGUAUUGAUAUUGUAAAUCAUACAUUUUUACGUUGUAAUUGCAAAAAGCCCCACUAUGUGCAUAGCUUUGAUAGGUCUCAAGUCUAUCUCCUCGUCUUCACAUAUUUGACAAGUAGCGCCAUUUCCCUGUUGCUAGAGUAUUGUGUUCAUUGCAUCAACAUUGUCUUUUAUAUUUACAGCUAUGGUUGAAUGGCAAUGCCAUGAAGAUCAAGUGCCAUGAAAAGGCACUAAAGAUGAUGUAAGAAAGAAAUCAGGAAUAUUUUUGUAUUCACGCAAGACAAAAUUCGAAGUGUAAUAUUA